Sorex fumeus (smoky shrew) is the source of this 2240-nucleotide messenger RNA. RefSeq names its product UBX domain protein 4 (gene UBXN4). The record is from RefSeq and is a predicted model, not a curated record. Lineage: Eukaryota; Metazoa; Chordata; Mammalia; Eulipotyphla; Soricidae. Gene Ontology annotation, molecular function: protein binding. The coding region runs from base 200 to 1717 and encodes 505 amino acids. The transcript has 13 exons.
CCGCGCGCCCGCGCGCGUCCCCGAGGGGCUGCUGACGGGCUUGCGCGUUUGUGCGGAGCCGGAGGCGGGGACCUGGAGCCGCGGUGGCUGCGGGGGCCGCGGCCAGAAGCGGGGCGAGAAGGGGGGGGCAGGCCAGCUCCGACGCCGCGGCGACGACACAGCGAGCGAGGGAGCGAGCGCCCGGGCCCCCACGGGAACGAUGCUGUGGUUCCAGGGCGCCAUUCCCGCCGCCAUCGCGUCGGCCAAGAGCAGCGGCGCCGUCUUCGUGGUGUUCGUGGCAGGUGAUGAUGAGCAGUCUACACAGAUGGCUGCAAGUUGGGAAGAUGAGAAAGUGACAGAAGCAUCUUCAAACAGUUUUGUUGCUAUUAAAAUCGAUACCAAAAGUGAAGCCUGUCUACAGUUUUCACAAAUCUAUCCUGUAGUGUGUGUUCCAUCCAGCUUCUUUAUUGGAGACAGUGGAAUUCCGUUGGAAGUAAUAGCAGGAAGUGUUUCUGCAGAUGAACUUGUUACCAGAAUUCACAAAGUCCGACAGAUGCACUCUUUAAAAGGAGAAGCAACAGUAGCAAAUGGCAGCCAGUCAGAAAACUCAGUCUCUACUCCAUCCACCUCAUUUGAACCUAACAACACUUCUGAAAAUGCUCAGUCCAGAAAUGUAGAACUUUGUGAGCCAUCAUCCACUACUGAUGCAAAGUCAAAUUCUGAAACAGGAGGAGAAAGUUCAGACCAUGCUGUGUCAUCUCAGGAACCCAGUGGAUGCUCAAAUCAAAGACCUGCAGAGGACCUCUCCAUCAGAGUAGAAAGACUAACCAAAAAACUUGAAGAAAGGAGAGAAGAGAAAAGGAAAGAGGAAGAACAGAGGGAGAUUAAGAAGGAAAUUGAAAGGAGGAAAACCGGAAAGGAGAUGUUGGAUUAUAAAAGAAAGCAAGAAGAAGAAUUAACAAAAAGAAUGUUAGAGGAAAGGAACAGAGAAAAGGCAGAAGAUAGGGCAGCCCGAGAGCGUAUUAAACAGCAGAUUGCAUUGGACCGUGCUGAGAGGGCUGCUCGCUUUGCAAAGACAAAGGAAGAAGUAGAAGCUGCCAAAGCUGCUGCCUUGCUAGCCAAACAGACAGAAAUGGAGGUCAAGAGAGAUGCUGCUGCAAGAGAAAGAAGCACUGUGGCACGAAUUCAGUUUCGUCUUCCUGAUGGUUCUUCCUUUACAAAUCAGUUCCCUUCUGAUGCCCCUCUAGAAGAAGCAAGACAGUUUGCAGCACAGACUGUUGGCAACACUUAUGGAAAUUUUUCAUUAGCAACUAUGUUUCCCAGGAGGGAAUUUACCAAAGAAGAUUAUAAAAAGAAAUUAAUGGAUUUGGAACUUGCUCCAAGUGCUUCAGUGGUACUGUUGCCAGCAGGAAGACCGACUACAUCCAUGGUACAUUCUUCCAGUGGAGAUAUUUGGACAUUGUUGGGAACGGUACUUUACCCAUUCCUUGCCAUUUGGAGAUUGAUUAGCAACUUCCUGUUUAGUAAUCCUCCUCCCACACAGACCUCAGUAAGAGCAACAGCAUCAGAACCUUCGGCAUCCAGCAACUCAGAGAAAAGGGAACCAGUGAGGAAAAGAGUGCUGGAGAAACGGGGGGAAGAUUUUAAAAAGGAGGGGAAGAUAUAUAGACUGAGGACUCAAGAUGAUGGAGAAGAUGAAAACAACACUUGGAAUGGGAAUUCUACUCAACAGAUGUAGUGACAAGUACAAUAUGUGCAAUAAUCAUUGUUUCUCUUAUGAUUUAAUUCAACUAAAAUUCUGCUGGAGAAGUGGGACUACUUUAUGUUUUUCACCUGAUCUAUAAAGUCUCCUUAUUCCUGCUUAGUGGGUUAAAGUUGUUUAACUCAAGACAAGUCAAAAGAUAAAAUAACUAGCUGCUAGGUCCUUGCAUAUGGUAACCAACUGCUAGAAGCUUAAAAGAAUCAGAAGGUUUGCCACAACCUCCCCUUCUCAGCUUUCUUACUCAGUAUUUCAUAUUCCUCUUAGCCCUGUACUGUACUCUCAGAUGGUAUGUUUUGUUCAGAGCUAUUUUGCUCCAAAACUCUUAAGUCCAUUCUUAAGUAAAUGUAUGUCCCUGAGAAAUUUGACUGUGAGUCAGAGCAUUUUAACUAGCCAAUCAGAUGAUAAUUUAUGUUUAACUUUCUCUUUUUGCUCAUCAGCUGCAAGCAAAAUCUUGUAGUUUUUAAUCUUAAAAUACUGAAUAAAAAAUCUUUUCCAAAAA